Molecule: messenger RNA, 3775 nt
Organism: Capsicum annuum
Lineage: Eukaryota; Viridiplantae; Streptophyta; Magnoliopsida; Solanales; Solanaceae
Exons: 4
Coding region: 2987-3472 (161 amino acids)
Molecular function (GO): protein dimerization activity
Source: RefSeq, a predicted model, not a curated record
AAUGCUUCUCCAAGUCAUUUUCUAUGUUUUCAUGCUUUUUGCAUUUAGAGCCUUUUCAUUGUUGCCCCAAGUCAUUUAUGACUUGCUGGGACUAAUAAUUUAGUUAUCGGAAAGUUCGUUUGAUUUUAGAGAUAUUUCCCUCUUUUACAGCUUUUAAAGUUGGAAAUAUGGCCUUGGGCCAAAACUUUAGGUAAACAAUCUUAGAUUCCAAUUUUGACGCUUCCGUUAGCUCGGAAAUAUCGAUUUUACACUAGACAGAUCCUUGGUCCAUGUCCAAAAGCUUUCAAACUCAUUUUGGGUUAUUUAAAUCGGACCUUUGGGUUUGGGACCCACUUUUUUCAAAAUGACUUCAGCUUGGAGUUUUGAUGGUUCUGCUAAGUAUGAAAUAUCAAAUUUCAUAGGGUAGCAUAUCUCAUCUGCGUUCACAGGAUUUUGAGUGAAUCUCGAGGGUGCAUUUAGUGAAUUUGCGACUUAGCAAAGUUACUAAUGCAUUAGCAUCUUGUGCAAGCCCAAGUCCUUCAUCGCUAUUUUAGGAUCUGUGGAUCUUGGUCAUUGCGAUUGCGAUGCUGGACUCACGACUGCGAUGAAGGAGGGCUGUAGGAUUGGACCAUCUUGUUCAUCGUGACCGUAUGGCUUGCUACCACAAUCAUGAUGGUCCGCGAUCCUGACAGUGGACCUCCUGAUAGUUAUGAGGAAACCCCUGGCACUAUAUAAAUAUUUUCCUAUAUUUUUGGCUUAAAGUUUAAGUUCAAAAACACAAUUAGAGGUAUUGAAAGCUUGGAAAAUAGUGUGGGAAUUAUCAAAGCUAGAACUGAGCUGGGGACGUCAUUAUGAUUAUUCCCUUAUUAUUUUUGAUAAAUUCUCUGAUUUAUUCUUGUGUUUCUCAUUUAUUUUGGGACUAUUCCAGGUUUGGAUUACGCUCAUUUUUAGGGGCAAAUGAUCCUUGAGUUAAGAAGGACGCUAUGAUGGUUUUAAUUUUAUAAUUCCACAAGCGGAUUCCACGGGAGAAUUUUUUUUUGAUUUCUGACUCGGAGCAUAUUUUUACAAUAUGGGUAUUAGUGUUCUUUUUUUGAUAUGUAGAACAUUAUUUUGAUACCGUGGCAACGAUCGAAAGGUUGCUCGCAUGGGAAAUGCCCAGUGUAGAGGUUCUCAUAUGCUUUUCGUGACGUUCAGGUAGGCUAGGCUAGGCUUACCUUCUCCUAGACUUUGAUUUAUUAAAGUAUUAGUGUCAUACUGUGCUAGCCGUGGGUGGGUUCCUCUGGCUCUGAUUCCCAUUUAGUGUAUUUCUAUUUAUUUUAGUUGGUUAGCGGACUUCUUGGGUAGAUUUCGACCUAAUUUUCCCUUAUAUUGGUCUAUGAUUUUUCUUUAGGACUAGAAUAUAUCAUUUAGUGCCUUGAGAUAGGAUUAAGAAGCCUUAGCUUAGGUUCGGGUAGGUGCUUGCCUUAGGAUGGAUUUUUGGGACUUGUAAUGGGCCCUAUCGUCUCUUUUUAUGAUAUGAUACCCAGAAUAGCUCCCUUUUGACCUAAAUAGUCGAUUAACCACCUCUUUAGAUUAUAUUACUUGGACUUUGGGUUUACUUAGUCAUUAUAAUAAGCUUAGUUAGCUUCGUUACCUGGUUAGACUUCUAUUUAACCUUUAAUCGUGUUUCCUAAUAUAAUAAUUAUUUGACCAUUAACCGUGUUUCCUAACGUAAUAAUUGGAACCCCUCUUUUUAAAAGAAUUUGGUUGCCUAAAAUUAAAACUUAGGAUUAAAUGAACUUGGGAUAGACUAUAACUCUGGGAUAUUACUACAUUUAGCUUACUUGGUAGUUCUGAUUUGAGUCCGGCACCUUGGACAUUUUAAUGAUUACCAGGUUUGAUUCGAGUUUGAUAUUUUUCAUAUGGUUAUUAUUAAUUAUUUUCAGUUCGAGUCGACAUUUAUUAUAAUGACAUUAUUUAUCAAUUUUGAUUUGAGUCUGGCAUGUAUUAUCUUUACUAUUACUGAUCUGGAGUUAGGCAUUAAAGAGGAAUCAGGAAGGUUUGUGGUCAUGUAGGGAAUAAGAUUAUAAGGUACGCAUCUCACACACUGGGCUUGCUUUACCAUAUUUAUCAUUAUAUUCUAUUCUUACUAUAGUAUUACUCUUUCUUUGUACUUACCGUACUUAUAGAGACUCGAUCGAGUUUUAUUUCUUCUUGUGUGUGCCUUCUAGGCUUAUGGACCCCAGCUAGGUUGUAGUUAAAAUUUUACUUCCAUAUUGGAAUGAUUUGUCUUUAGUUAAUCACUUAGCCUAUAUUUUCAUUCUCACCCCGUUAAUUCUUAUUUUAGGUUAAUUUCCUUUACUUUACCUAUACUUUUGCUAUAAUUUAGCUAGGUCGCGCUAUGAUGCUUACUGCGCCCAUGGUUUUGGUACUCAUAAUACCUUUUACAUCCGAGUAUGAGCCACCACUAUUUACGAUAUUCUCAAGUUGUGCUGUUGUUCGGAGAUUGGAUGAGCUUUUGGAGCCUGGAGCUUAUCCUUCUCUUUCUGCUUUUUGGAUGGUCUUACUUCGUAUAUUCUAAGAUUACGAUGUAGAUUUUGAUACUGUCUAGUAGGGCUGGACAUAUUUUGGUUUAAACCCAAAAAACUAAAAAAUCAAAUCGAAAUAAAUUUUGGUUUGAUUUUUAGUUUUUUGGAUCGGUUUCGGUUUUCAAAUUUUGAAAUUCGAUUAUACGGUUCGGUUUUUAUUUUUUCAAAAAAAUAAUUUGGAUAAAUUGAUUAACUGAAAUUCUAUAAAUAAUAAAUAAUAUAUAUAUAUAUAUUUUAUUAUAUAUAAUAUAUUUAAUAUAUGAUAAACAAUAUGAUAUAAAUAUAUAAUAACAAGUUAGCAACCCUAAAUCCCUAAUAACUAAUAAGUACAUGCUGCAUACAACACUACUAAUAACAUCAUACAUCACUCAUCAAUCUAGUUGACCACUGUGUACAACGAUCGAACCAUAGACCGCCCGCCGGCGACUAGUCGACCAGACAUGAGACAACCAUUAUGGGUUGCAGCCUGCAGUGCCGAUGCCGACUCCGACUGUGGUCUUUUCGGAAGCAACCAAUCUAAUCUGUUUGUUGACGACAACCGGCGAGUCAACAACCAUUCUAAUCAGUCAUCUAGGUCAAUUUUCAGUGUUGUCAAUUAUACCACUUUUUUGACUAUUUGUUCUGGCGAUCAGUCAGCAGCUAACAACCUUCAAAAUAUAUCUAAUUUGAUUGGAAGUAGGGUAAGUGAAGGUGGAGCGUCAAAUGAAAAUAUUUCAAUUUCAUAUCCAAAUAAAGUUGAAACUACUCCAAAUAAAGUUCAAACUGCGGUUGAAGCUGAACCUUCAAAAAAAGGAAGGCCAUGGAACCUAGGGAAAGAUGUUGGCAGUGGUUUGACAAGAUCGUUGAUGAAAAAACAGGAGCUAAUAAAGCAAAAUAAAUGGCUUAUAGUGAAAUUAAGUCUAGCAUUGUUGAUGUGUCGUUGUUAAUAAGCAAAUGUGAAUUGCGGUCAGGCUGUGGCCGGUGGCUGUUUUGGUGGACUGUGGUUGCUGUUUUAUGGACUGAUGGUGGUGGCUUUUUUUGAAGUUUUAUGGACUGUUGUGCACUUGUGUUGUUUUAUGGACUAUUUUAGUGACUACUUAAAUGUUUUAUGGAAUGUUUUGGUGACUUUAGACUGUUUAUGAAGAAACAAUGUGUGGCAGUUCUUUCAUGGACUGUUUUUAUGACUUUAUUGUUGUUUUGUGGACCAUUUAUGCAAACAUAUGCAUAAUAAAGUUAUAUAUUAUGUUAAA